AAGUGUGAUCAAUAGAGAUAGAAACAGAGGAGAGAGAGUUGUUCACCUGAAGAUCGAUCAAAUCCACGGUUGAACCAAAUCGAUGGCAUCUUUCGGAGCUUUGAGCGUUUCUUCGAAUUCGGUGGUGUUUCAGUCGUCGUCGUCUUUGAAUUUGUUGAGAUCUGCGAGAAACGGCUUUUGUGAUCAGAAGUUGUCGUCUUGGAUCUGGUUCGGUCCGGAGAGCAAGCGAAGCAUGAGAUCGGGUUCGUGUAUGACGGUGAAAGGGAUGGGUGGAAUGGCGAAGUACAAAGGGACGCAGAUGAGAGAGCAACAGCUGACGGAGAUGAUAGAGAAGAAGGUGAUGGAGGCGAAGGAGGUUUGCGGUGGCGAACCGACCUCCGACGAGUGCAAGGUGGCGUGGGACGAGGUGGAAGAGGUCAGCCAAGCGAAAGCUCAUCUCCGUGUCAAGAUGGAGAAACAAGAUCCUCUCGAGUACUAUUGCCAGGACAACCCCGAAACCGACGAGUGCCGAAUCUACGACGACUAAUAAUUGAUGCAUAAUUAGUAAAAUCACUAUUCACCAUUACAUAUAUUUGUCUCUUUAUGUAAUUUCAAUUAGUGUAUGCAAAUGUUGUGAUAUGAAUUUGCGAGGAUUGGACAUCGAUCUAGUAUUUCGAUCAUUUCCUCUUUUACUUUGGUAAUGUAAUUAAACAAUUGUAUGAUAUAUCAUUUAUAUUUAUAUA
Cornus florida is the source of this 722-nucleotide messenger RNA. Its product is annotated as calvin cycle protein CP12-3, chloroplastic-like. Lineage: Eukaryota; Viridiplantae; Streptophyta; Magnoliopsida; Cornales; Cornaceae. Gene Ontology annotation, biological process: negative regulation of reductive pentose-phosphate cycle. Gene Ontology annotation, cellular component: chloroplast. Bases 83 to 526 code for a protein of 147 amino acids. The transcript has a single exon. The record is from RefSeq and is a predicted model, not a curated record.